This is a messenger RNA of Akanthomyces muscarius, 810 nucleotides long. RefSeq lists its product as uncharacterized. Lineage: Eukaryota; Fungi; Ascomycota; Sordariomycetes; Hypocreales; Cordycipitaceae. The transcript has a single exon. The record is from RefSeq and is a predicted model, not a curated record. Bases 1 to 810 code for a protein of 269 amino acids. Gene Ontology annotation, cellular component: extracellular region.
AUGAAGUUCUCCGUCAUUGCCUGCGCCGUCACUGGUGCCCUAGCCCUCAACACCCACGUUGAGCGUGAUGCCUCCGAGAUCAACUCCAUCCUCGCCGAUGUCAAGAAGAACCUCGAGUCCCUCGACUCGGCCGUCAAGAGCUACAACGGCGACAAGUCCACCCUUCUCAAGGCCUCCAACGACCUCAUCUCCACCCUCAAGGACGGCAAGACUAAGGUCGACGCCUCUGCCGAGCUGGACCUCAACGACGCCGUCACCCUGACCGCCCCCGUCCAGGACCUCACCAAGACUGGCGAGAGCCUCGCUGGCGACCUUAAGGCCUUCAAGUCCACGGUCGAGAAGGAGAGCGAGUGCACCCUGAUCCGCACCCAGGUCGGCAACGUCAACGAUGCCUCCCAGGCUUUGAUCAAGUCCGUCGUCGGCAAGGUCCCCGAGGAGGCUCAGCAGAUUGCCUCUCAGCUCUCCGCUGGCCUGACCAAGGUUCUUCAGGACACCGUCACCGAGUUCAACGAGGACAACUGCAAGGACAGCGGCAACGGUGGCAGCUCCCCCUCUGGCUCUUCCUCUGCCCCCGCCUCCUCGUCCGCCCCUAGCUCGUCUGCUGCCGGCUCGUCCUCUGCCGCUCCCACUGGGUCUGCCUCUGUCCCCGCCACCUCGGCUCCUGCCACCUCUUCCUCUGCUGCUUCUGGCUCUGCCCCUGCUAGCAGCUCUGGCCCCGCCAGCACCGCCCCUCCCGUGGUCACCGCUGGUGCCGCUGCCCUCGCACCCCUCGGUGCUGCUGCUGUCGCUGUCGCCGCCCUGCUGCUGUAA